Hirsutella rhossiliensis is the source of this 1338-nucleotide messenger RNA. RefSeq lists its product as uncharacterized. Gene Ontology annotation, cellular component: actin cortical patch. The transcript has 3 exons. Bases 1 to 1338 code for a protein of 445 amino acids. Gene Ontology annotation, molecular function: phosphatidate phosphatase activity. The record is from RefSeq and is a predicted model, not a curated record. Lineage: Eukaryota; Fungi; Ascomycota; Sordariomycetes; Hypocreales; Ophiocordycipitaceae.
AUGUCAUCGUUUCUCGACUCGGGCAUCCUCAACUUCCCCACCGGCUUCCCCGUCGGCUCCGACGUCGAGAAGUCGGCCGGCGUGUCCAAGACCGACCUUGACGCGAGGCCGACCCAAGUGUUGAAUCUGCCAGCAUAUGGCAACUGGACGAACAGGGGCUGGAACGUCCGGGCUCACGGCAACGUGUACAAGGUCCCGGACAUUGCGCAGAGCAGAGUCGACCAUCUUGCCAAUGGCUUCCUCAUCGGAACCGACGUCGACGAGCUACAGAAGUCGGAGCAGGCCCAGGCCCGCAACCUGACAAGGUCCAUAUUUGUAGUCCAGCAGCGCGACACGAGCGUCACUCUGGAUUUCGUCAGUGAUGUGACCGUCAAGCCCAACGUGAGCGGAGGUGUCAUAAAUGCCGCAGGCGGUGGCCAGACAAUUACUCUACCGCACAACACGACGCUCGAAGGAGAUUUUGAUGCCUUCAUCACCCUACGCAACACCACAGGGCCCAACGGCGGACAUGUGCUUCGCGGAAACGAAACGUCUCAAAUACAAGCGCUCAACAUGUAUGCAAAAGGAACCGACACUGGUAAUGCAACGGCAUACCUGGUGCCUCCCGAGGGCAUCACCGUGGUGUCCGACAUUGACGACAUUCUGCGAGUGACAAAGAUUUACCAGCCCAAGGAAGGCCUCCUGAAUACCUUUGCACGGCCGUUCACGCCUUGGAUGAACAUGCCGCAGGUAUAUGCAAAUUGGUCCUCGUCCAUCAACAACCUGCAUUUCCACUACCUCACCACAACACCAGAGCAGGUGACGCGCAACUACAUGGAGUUCAUCUAUAAGACAUAUCCGCUGGGUUCCUUUGACACGCGGCCCUUGAACUUCUCCGACGUCUCUGCCACGCUGCAUAUUCGCCGGUACCUGCUCGACAUGGUAUUCCGGACUUUCCCGCAGCGAAGGUUCAUAUUGGUUGCCGACACGACCAACCGCGACGUGAUGAAGGCAUAUCCGCAGAUGUACAAGGACUACCCGGGCCAAGUCCUAUGCAUCUUGCUGCGCAAUACAAGCUCGACGGAUCCGGGAAACAGAUUCCCGUACGACACAUCCGGGUUCAAGGACAUACCGAGGGAGCGCUACAUGUUGUUCAACGUGCCCGACGACCUGGCGAGACUUGAUGUUGUCAACGGGCAAUGCCUGAACAGCUCGGUCUCGCAACACGUGACGUUCAAAACGCAAGGGCUACCGUUUGGUAUCGGCGACGGGGACAGCGUGGCUGGACGAAUCGGUCCGUCCUUUGUUUCCGCGGCCGUGGCUGCGUUGGCGGUGGCCAUGGUUGUCAGCUUGGCUUGA